CUCUUGGAUGGCUCAUACAGAGUUUAUAUUACUGAGGCGGCUGCGACUUUUGCUAUAUACUCCGACAAGGUGAAGUUAAAUAUUUUCAACGGGAAAGAAUCGCGCGCUUGUACAGCUAUGAAUUAUGAAAAAGAGGAAGCAAUGAGAAAAGGGAACUAGAAUAUUUUGUCUUUCGAAAUAUUUUCAUAUUUUCAGUCGUUCUGUCAGAUGAGUUUACUUCCGAGAUUAUUUUUUCGAUGAGCUCUAGCACGGAUUUUCCACGCCUUCCCUCUCUUUAGAAACACGGACUUUCAUUUUGCGCGUUGUGGAUCAUAUCACCUUAGAUAAAGUUUGCGAACUUAAUUUACCAAAAUACAGGACUAGAUUGUUACGUUGGGUUUGUGAAAUUGCUAGCUGACUGGCUAGCACGUCCCGGAAGAAGCGAGAAGAGGUGACUAAUCACAAACAGGCAGUGAAGUGUGCCCUUGACAGCUGUAGGUGAGAGAUGGGUGACUGGAAUAUGGGUCUGGGAACCCUGAGAGAGAGCGUACUUAGCAAACUGGCAGAUUUGCUGGACAACCCAAAUUGUGGCUGGAGACAACUGGCAGAUGCUGUCAAUAAGCAGCCCCAAUUUCGAUGCAGUGAAAAAGAGCUGAUUGGCUGCUCUGUCCAGGUGCUUAGCGCCAGGGGCAGCCCCAGCCGCCUACUGCUGGCCAAGCUGGCCGACCGCGCCUGUUCCCUGGGUUUUCUGCUGCAAUGCCUGAAGAAGAUUGAGCACCGGGAGGCUGUGCAGUACCUCACCACUAUAGUGAUGGAGCAAAUCCGGAUUACAGUGCAGCCGCAAUCCCAGCUGGUACCAGAAGGGGACAGAGUGGUGCUCCGCUGUCAGGCCAUUGGUUUCCCAGUUCUGGGGUACCAGUGGUUCAAAGGAAAAGAAGAGGUGCCACAUGGCAGUGCCCCAGAUCUGAUCCUAAACCAUAUCAGUCCGAAUCAGCAGGGAUACUACAUCUGCCGUGUGAACCACGGCGAUAGCUUUGUCUUCUCCCAGUGGGCCCAGGUCAGCGUGGCCAUGCCCGGGAACUCCCGCUCAGGGAGUGGACUGUGCAUUAUCCAGCAGCCCCGGAAUGUGACCAUCGCUGAGCGCGACUGCCUUUUUCUCGAGUGCCGGGCUGAGGGGAACCCCCCUCCACAGUACCAGUGGUACCACAACAAGCAGCCUCUGCUACUAGCAACUGCUACUAGCAAACCCAGCCUCGAGAUUCGCGCUGUGACCACUGCUGACCGUGGGAAGUAUAGCUGCAGAGUAUAUAAUCUCUACCAUGAGGUCUGGAGUGAGCAGGUCCACGUGGAGAUUGGUCCUGGUUCGCUCUCCUGGGAUGAUGAUGAUGAAGUGAGAGGUUUCCCUCCUGCCAGGCAGCUCAGUCAUUUCUAUGCCACAGACAAGGUGGCCCUCCUCAUGGGCAACAUGAACUAUCAGUACCACCGGCAGCUACGGGCACCCAUGGCCGACGUGCACGAGCUCACCAACCUGCUGCGCCAGCUGGACUUCAAAGUGGUCUCUCUACUGGACCUAAACCGGCAGGAGAUGCACAGCGCUGUGACCGAGUUCCUGCUCCUGCUUGACCGCGGCGUGUAUGGAUUGCUGUACUUUGCGGGCCAUGGCUAUGAGAACUACGGGAACAGCUUCAUGGUUCCCAUUGACGCCCCUGCCUCCUACACCUCGGAACACUGUCUGUGGGUGCAGGACGUGCUGCAGCGCAUGCAGGAGCGCGAGACGGGCCUCAACGUCUUUCUGCUGGACAUGUGUCGCAAACGAAACCUGAAUGAUGACAUCAUCCCACAACCUGGGCCCCUGAAAGUGACAGCCAACAUUGUGUUUGGCUAUGCCACCUGUGUGGAUGCUGAGGCCUACGAGGUCAAUAAGGAUGACCUGUCCAAUGGGAUCUUCAUCAGCUUCCUUAAAACGCGCCUCCUUGCAGAGGAGAAGGUUACAGUCAUGCUGGACAGGGUGGCUGAAGAUAUGGGCCAGUGUGAGAUCACGCGCGGGCGCCAGGCUCUGGAGCUCCGCAGCAACCUGUCGGAGCGCCGGGCCCUGACCGACCGCAUUCAGAGCUCCGACUGCCCCGUGGCCACGUCGGCCCGGAACCUGCAGUGGGCCAUCGCGCACGUGCUCCCAGAAAGCCGGUUCCUGCUCUUUGAAUGUGGGGUGAAGGUGCAGCUGGGCUUUGCUGCCGAGUUCUCCAACAUCAUGAUCAUUUACACUCGCAUAUUGGAUCAGCCCCAGGACAUUAUCUCCUGUACUGCCCAGCUCUCUGACUUCUCUGAGGGUGUGGAUGUGGAUUUGAAGCUGACCAAUCAGGAGACUCCCCAGGAUGCAGGCAGUUUGCUGUUUACUUUGGAGACUGUGGACCGGCCAGAGGUCCCAAGACUCUAUACCCGCCUCAGAGCCCUGCAAAGACUCAAGAAGGAACUUAAGUUCACAGUGUGCCUUCAUUACCAAUACUCCAAUAUGGACGAAGAGGUGCAUGAAAAGCAAACGGUCACCGUAGGUAAACCACUGGUAGCUAAACUCAACCUCCACGAGCCACGACUGCCACGCUCCUUCUCAGCGUCCUCCUCCAGCGAUCUUCACACCUUCAGCAUACCGGAGUCCUCCUCUUUCCCAGAAGGCUUGGAAUCUAGUGUCCUGGCCUCAGAGACUUCCUCCCUCGGCUCCGCCUCUACCUGCUGGUCCUACUUCUCACAGACAGGAGAGGCUGCUGGUAAUGUAAAGCAGGUCAAUGUGCCUGAGGAGACCUUCAGCCCUGAGUUUCUUGACUCAGAUCAGCCCCAGCCACUCUAUGCUGAUUGCAAGAGCCUGCCACAUGACCAUUUAGAGGACCUGUCAGCUCAGUUCCGUACAAAACAGAAUUUCAAAUCCUGCUAGACUUUGGUUAUGUAAAAGUAUCUGUUGUUUCACUCUUUGUUUUCCCUCCUGGUUUUAUUUAUAAAUGUAACUGACAUUUACUACAGAUUGUUACUACCACAAUUAUAGAGUAAAAAUGUAGAAAUAUAAUGGAUUUUUAUGCUACUAAGGGAUUAGAGGGCAGCAGCACCUGCCAGUGCCACUCAAACCUGCUGCUUAACACUUUUACUGUUGUGAAGCUUUUGGUUGGAUGGUAAUUAUGGCAGUAAUAAUAUAGUCAUUUAGAAAUGACAUUUUGUGUCUGUGUAAAGACAGAUGAGGCUCUUGUUGUAGGCUUGGAGGAGUAUUUUGCUAAUUAAACGAACAGAUGUACCUGCAUCCUGUCUGUAAGUGAAUUUGUCCAGCAAAUUCAUAAUAAAUGUGAUAUUAAAGAGAAUGAUAGCACAAAACCAA
Anguilla rostrata (American eel) is the source of this 3337-nucleotide messenger RNA. RefSeq names its product MALT paracaspase 2 (gene malt2). Gene Ontology annotation, molecular function: cysteine-type endopeptidase activity. The transcript is spliced from 17 exons. The coding region runs from base 485 to 2905 and encodes 806 amino acids. The record is from RefSeq and is a predicted model, not a curated record. NCBI's taxonomy places the organism in Eukaryota, Metazoa, Chordata, Actinopteri, Anguilliformes, Anguillidae. Gene Ontology annotation, biological process: proteolysis.